AUCACGGUGAUCAUGUCAGUGGGCGAUCCCCUGACUAUCCUUCCUCCUGAGAUUGUCCUGCGUGUUUUGGACUUUGCCUCAAUCUCUACUCUUGCCUCCUUAACUACACUAUCGAGAGCAUGGCACGAGUUUAUCGACGUCACCCAUCAAGAAGCCAUUUACAGCUCGGACUCCAAGACCUCCCACCCACCGAACGUCGCCCGUGAUCUCUCAUUUCUGAAAGAAACCCGUACAAUCUCCAAACUAUUCGAAGGUACCACCUCAUGGAAAGAGCUAUGCAAACGCCAGACACUUCUUGCCUGCAACUGGGCCCACGCCUGUCCCAUUACCCAAGAGUCAGUGCUCCAAGUCGGUAAUGAUCCAGUAUGGCGAUUCCGCCCUGACUUCAAGCGGCGUUUCUUCGUAUCCACUUCUCAUAUUGGAGGAUUGAAUGUGACCGAUAUGGAAAGUGGUCGGAUCUUAUGGCGUCUGCCUUCCAGUCUUGAUCGAGACGAAGAUUCAGUCAGGCCAUAUGCUCACCUGGAGUACCAAGAUGGGAUAGCGGUGUUUGAUCGAGAAGGUGAUUCGGUGGAAGUAUGGCAAGCAGACUUAGAUGGUGCAACGCGGGGAGAGUUUCGGCGCAUCGCAGUUUUGAACCAUGAUUGCCAGACCAGAGGCUUCCAACUCUCCCAUGGCACGCUAUGUGUAGUGUCCAACCAAGGGAAAGGCUUUGUGUAUGAUAUGGAGCAAAGUCCUCCUCGGCUGAAAACACGCCUAAAGAUCGAACAUGAUGCUGUUGGUCACUUGGAUCAAAGCAAGGAUGCCGUAAUAUACUCUAUAGGUCAACGUGGCUAUCAUAUCUAUGAUAAAGAGUCCGGUGCCUACUUGGGUGCCCUGCAUCCAUCCCGCUGUACGGAUAGAUAUCACAUUCGUCCACCUGCUACUCCUUCUCGUUCCGCAAGUGCAGCCCUGGCUGGCGCCGCGCGACAUGGUCCCACCCAUCGUAUCUUCCCUCCUGGACCACCUCGCAAGGAUUGCCUGACUCCAAUUGACAUUUUAGAUGGCCCCCUUGUGACAUCUCCCACAAAUACGGAACAAAUUUCCCAUGGAGAGGAUGAAUGGGGUGCUGGGAUGUUGAAUGGCGAUCUAUUUGUUGGUUUUUCUCGUGCUGGGCGGGUCUUCAUCUGCUCUGACUGGCGCAAAGCAAUCCAAGAUGAAGCCGGCUCUGCUGCCAACACCUCGAUCAUUGAGUGCGAGUCGGAUGGUGCUAGCUUUGAUCUAGGUGGUUGGUUGGCGGUCCGCAAUCAUCGUGUGAUGUUUGAAAUCCAAGACCGAAUUUAUAUCGUGGCCCUAGAUGAUCAAAACAAGAUCCAAACCACGAGCUCCCCUGCGCGUGCUUCAUACUCUCUACUCACUAGCUCCGCACCUCAACUUGCUGUACCUGUUAGCUUCAUGACCUUGUGCGACGAUGCUAUCAUGACCACCUACACGACUCUUGGCUGGCGCCAAACCCUGAGCGACAUUCCGGGUGAUCUUGCUCAACAGCAGCACGAUAACCCUGCACGAAUUUUCCCAACUAAAGCCAUCCGCAUUGUGAGCCUUGCUCCCAACCUUGGCGGGAACUUAACCUCACGCUCCAACACAACGACUCCAGAGCAUCCAGGAGUGACAAGCGACGAUUCUACAGAUCCUACUCGUCCCCUUCCUGAUGAUGCCUGGCGUUCUCAAGCAGGGCUCUUAGCUUUGAUCAGCAUGCUUCAGGAUGAUGUCGAAGAUGAUGAAAUUGGAGAAAUCUUGAUAGAUGAUUUGCAGGGAGCAGAUAUUCCUGAUCCCGAGUGGGAAGACAUCGAGGACGAGGACGAGGACGAGGAAGUGGAUGAUGACGAGGAUGGCGAAGAUGAGCCUACAGAGGAACCUAGAGAGGAACCUAGAGAGGAACCUAGAGAAGAACCUAGAGAAGAACCUAGAGAAGAACCCAUAGAAGAACCUAGAGAAGAGCGGAAAUUACGACGGCGCGAGUAA
This is a messenger RNA of Penicillium malachiteum, 2001 nucleotides long. RefSeq lists its product as uncharacterized. The annotation marks the transcript as partial. The transcript has 2 exons. NCBI's taxonomy places the organism in Eukaryota, Fungi, Ascomycota, Eurotiomycetes, Eurotiales, Aspergillaceae. Gene Ontology annotation, molecular function: protein binding. The record is from RefSeq and is a predicted model, not a curated record.